CUUCUGACGUCGAUUUACCGAAGCUAUUGGACAGUUCGGUUGUUGAAGUACUUUUGUUCAGGGUACCUAGAGUUCACGAGCGCACUACGCUUGCAUCUGUCACUAUCGAGAGUAAGGUGAUACGGCCUGCCUACCGCAUUUAUAUCUAGACGCCAUUAGUACAAAUCAUGGCGACCGUACCCACACCAUCUGCUGGCCCUAAAAAGCUGUCAUUUGCCAAGGUUGUAGCAUCUAAACCUAAAGAGAAUAUCCCUAUUGUUUCAACUACAAGAGUUGCUGUACCAGCCAUGGAGCAUCGCAUGCAACCACCCGCUAUCCCUGUGGCAUCUGCGACAAGCAAAGGGACAACGGCAACUACUACUUCUACUACUACCACUACCACUAAAACCCCAGUUUUCUUGGAAAACGGCUCAGUGACGAAUACGCUCAGGAGCGAGGCAGCGAACGGCGCCAAGGCUGUGCAGGGCGGGAAAGACUUGCAACCCUCCCCUUCUGCUGCCAGCGUUUCAUCGACACCUAGUUUGGUCGUAAACGGCUCUUCCUCUUCUGUUGGCGGUUCGCAUGGUAAAAACGACAAUGGAACUUCAGUAUCUGAUGACGCUUCACAAAGGGCUGAUUCUAACUCUGAGAUGGGCACUAAGGCCCCUAGUCUUGAUGGAAAAAGCAUCACUUCAGGAACUACAUUCGCUUUAGACGAGAAGGAAUCCCUACGUCCAGAUGACAGCGCCAGCGUGAAGGCCUCUGCAGAGGACGACGAACCCUUUUCGGUUAGGGGUUCCCUAAUUGCCAACACUCGCAUAGGCUCCGAGGUAGCCCGGAUCCAUCGCCUUCGAAUCGGCGACAUGCCCGAAAGGCGAAUCGUACAGAUACUACCUGAGUCGCAAGAACAGAACGUGUCUACUCCUCAAAGUGGUGUCUCCAGCCAGCAGCCUCCUGUUGAACAGCCUCAGACUCUAGGUAUAGUUAAUGGGUCUUCUGAUGCAUUCACCUCACUCUACGGUCAGAACCCAGAUGAAAAGCUUCUUGAGGCCAUGCAGUCUCCUAAAGACCGUAUCUUCUUGCUUCGGUUAGAACAAGAAGUAAUAAAUUUCGUCCAAUCCUCGAAGGAGCCCUACAUGGACCUUCCACCAAACAACUCGUUCUGCAGAAUGUUGACUCAUAAGCUUGCUGAUUAUUAUCACAUGACACAUUCCUUCGAAGCAGUCCAAGGCUCCGUCCGUAUCUUCCGGACUCCUUUCUGCCGAGUUCCCCCAUCCUUAGCUAGCAUUGCGGGAACCAAUGUCAAACCCCCUGCCACUACGACACCCCCCCAAGUUCUGCCGAAGAAGAUUAUGCGGCGUGGUGAAGAAGGAUCCGGCCAUGGUAGUAACAGCCCAUCCAAAGCAACAUCCGAAGUUGGGAGUGACGGCAAGGACAAGUCGGCUCCGAAUCAAAAGCUCACUAGAGAAGAACGCGAAGAAGCGUAUCUAAAAGCUCGGGAAAGAAUUUUUGGCAGUUCAGACAAGCCGGGAGAGUCGACACCAGAUAAUGAAGACGCAAAUGGUGUUUCCCGGGCAAGCUCCGUGUCGGCAAAGGAUAAAUCUACACUGGGCAAGCGAGGAAAGACUGGCAAGCAACGCAGAGACGACUCUGAGAGCUUCGACUCCCGUUCGCAGUACCAGCCAUACUACCACCCACACCAACCUAAUUGGACGACGCCUCAGUAUAUCCCCAUCAACCACCCACAAUAUGGCAGUCCAGUUCAACAGCCUUAUCAGGGCCCAAUGCCUCCCCAAGCAUAUGCGCCUCCUGCACAAGCAUACCCUGCUAUGAACCCUACUAUGAUGCCGAAUAAUGCAUUCCCUCAAUAUAGCAAUAUGCCAGUAUAUCCACCCCAAGCACAACCCACGCCUCCGAGAUACACCCCGUCCAACAGUUCGAUGGGAACGUAUGGUGGGCCGGUUCCAAGCCCUCCGCACCAGCCCUGGCAACCGACUUUCGCCCCAGUACCACCGUCUUCUAGCCCGUAUCAAAGUCGUGCACCUCCUCCUCCACCUCCAUCUCAGCCACAGCCGCAACCCCAACCCCAGCCUCAGGUUCAGGGUAGCCCGGGAUCCAUUGGUAUCCCUUACGCCUUCGGACAACUUCCUGCUAAUGCCAACCCCCAUGAUCCGAAGAGCCAGCACCCUAUCCCUGGAAGUUAUAAUCGGCACGCGUUCAAUCCUAAGACGCAAUCAUUCGUGCCUAGCAAUGGUAUGAUGCAGGUCCAGCCCCCCAUGCCCCCGUAUAACAUGGGCGGCCACGGUAGUCCCCAAGUCGGUUCACCUCAUCUAGCCUAUAGUGGCUAUAGCUCGCCCGCUCCGCCUCAGCCGUAUGUAGGCGGACCGGGAUACGGAAUGAGUCGGCAAGGGUCCAACAGCUCCCUACCGGCUUAUCACCCAACACAGCACAUUCCCCAACACCCGUCGGCACAUUUGCCGCAGGUUCCGCCUCAGAUGCCGAAUAAGCCAAGCAUUCCUCCUCCACCAACCGGGCCGGGUCAGAAUUAUAGCCACCUCCCCGCGUUUGGAAAUCCGGCCACUCUACCACAGAAGCCCCCUUCGGGAAUUUAGAUGGAGGAGUCGCACAACGUAAGCACAUGCAUGAAAAGUUAGCAAGCAUUGAUGGUGUUUAUUCUUUUCGGUGAGGACUUGACAAAUCAAGGCGGAUGGAUACAGGAAACCCGCGAAGACAACGACACCGGCGUAAAACUUUGGCGGGUGGUUUGUAACGGUAUCAUUGGUAGGCGUUCAAGGCGAUGGGGAGUAAAUAUAUUCAUACACGACUCGCAAAGAGCCAAUACGAAAUGAUGGGAUGAUCUAUCUUUCCUCUAUCACACCAUACACCAUACAUUAAGGUUAAACAGAGUCCCCUUUCUCCAUUUGCGAGGAA
This is a messenger RNA of Hypoxylon fragiforme, 2910 nucleotides long. RefSeq lists its product as uncharacterized. Lineage: Eukaryota; Fungi; Ascomycota; Sordariomycetes; Xylariales; Hypoxylaceae. The record is from RefSeq and is a predicted model, not a curated record. Gene Ontology annotation, molecular function: nucleic acid binding. Gene Ontology annotation, biological process: galactose metabolic process. Bases 168 to 2591 code for a protein of 807 amino acids. The transcript is spliced from 6 exons.